This is a messenger RNA of Prorocentrum cordatum, 1174 nucleotides long. Lineage: Eukaryota; Dinophyceae; Prorocentrales; Prorocentraceae. The record is from the annotation of a GenBank genome assembly.
GGCAGGUCCGCGCGUCGCUGCGGUCGCACCUGGACGCCGUCCGCAAGGUGGUGUGCGUUGACGACUUGGUGGUCUCCUGCAGUGAAGACGGCCUGGUGAAGGCGUGGGACCUCGCCGCGCUGCACCGGGCGGACUGGCAGCCGGGCGGCGGCGGCGACGGCGAGGCCGUGCCGGUGACGGCGCACGCGACCUACAGGGGCCACCCGUCGGCGGUGCUCGCCCUGGCCUGCGACCCUUUGGAGAGGAGCAUCUACAGCGGCGGGAUGGACGGCUGCAUCCGCGCAUGGCGGCUGCUGGACGCGUCGGAGGUCGACCCGUUCGACGCCACCCCCGCCGGGGUGCGCCCGCUCAGCUGCAGGAGGCGGCUCCACGAGCAUCAGGACGCCGUGCGAGAUCUGUGCCUGGAUCCUCGGCGCGGCCUCCUGGCCAGCGCCUCGGCGGACGGGACGGUGCGCUUGUGGCGCGGUGGCUUGGCCGAGGCGAACGUGACUUCAAAGACAGUUUUGACAGUGCAGUCCCAGGACGAGUAUGGCUUCAACGCGCCCACAGGCGUCGCCUGGGUUCCCCACGCUGGGGCCGCGGGCGGCAUGCUGCUGGCCGGGCUGUCCUCUGGCGCCUGCCUGCUGGUGGACGCAGAGAGGGCCACCGUGCUGCAGAGCAUGGCCGACAGGGUCGUGGCCGCGGGCGCGGUGCUCUCCGUGGCCUGCCACGCCGGCGGCGCCCUGGCGGCGUGCGGGCACGAGGGCGGCAGCGCCCGCGUGUUCUGCCCGUCCACCGGCGAGACCGCGCUGGCGCUCUGGCGGCACGGCGGGCCGGUGGCUUCCGUGGCCUUCGGCACGGGACAGGGGCACGAGGUGACCAUCGGCUGCAACGACGGCAGCGCCCGGAUCUUUGAUUUGCGAAAGGGAGACCAGCCAUUGCAGGUGGUGUCUCUCCACCAAUGCAAGUACAGUGAGGGCUGCCUCUGCGUCAGCUACAGCGACGCGGGCUGGCUGGCGACUGCAGGAGCCGACGCCUCGAUGGCGGUGUUGGCACGGAGGCGGGCGCGGCCUGCAUGAUGCGCCGCGAGUGCCAGCAGUCUACCUUGGCGGCUCGUGGUCGGUAAGGCUUCGGGCUGCGCACAGACAUCCCCCCGGGAAGUCCCGGCUGGCCUCAGCAUGCCCCCCGAGCUGCC